Melanaphis sacchari is the source of this 6516-nucleotide messenger RNA. It is a transcript of the gene mesh, whose product is annotated as protein mesh. The transcript is spliced from 16 exons. Lineage: Eukaryota; Metazoa; Arthropoda; Insecta; Hemiptera; Aphididae. The record is from RefSeq and is a predicted model, not a curated record. Gene Ontology annotation, biological process: cell-matrix adhesion. Bases 75 to 4208 code for a protein of 1377 amino acids.
AAAUAUUUUUUUAUUAUACGUCCGACAGCUUUUAUAGAUCGCGGUCGUAUUCCUACAUUGGUUAUUUACACCGAAUGGCGAAUAAUUAUUGUUAUUAUUUGGUUGCGUGCUUAGCACUAUACGCGUACCCGGUGGUCACUCAAAAUGACUUUAACAAUCCUUACGAUCAAAAUGCUCAGGCGUAUUGGCAACAGAUACAGCAAAGGCCGCAGGACCUCAUCGACCAACAGUUCAGCCGUCCAUCGUACAGUUUCCAAGAAAUCCAACGACAGGCACAGCAGCAACAACAGCAGAGAUUACAACAGCAACAACUGCAACAACAACAACAACAACAACUACAACUACAACAACAAUUACAACAACAGCGGUUACAACAACAGCGAAAUCAAAAUUUUAAUCAAAACCCAACCAUGUUUCGGGAAAGACAGAAUUAUAAUAGUUUCGCAUCCAGAUAUGCGCCGCCUACUCUAAGAUUACAAGCUGGUUCAGCUCCGUACGUUUUGACCGAAAUGAGAUUGGCGGAAAUCCGCGAAGAGUUUAUGUAUUGGUAUUUUGAUAGGGGCGGCGAUAAUGAUCUAGGAGACUAUCAAACCGACAUACACGGAUCUAUGCCUCAGAUUCACAAAAAUUUUAAUUUUCAAUUGCCGUUCUUCGGUUUUAGAUUUAACUAUACUCGGGUGUCAAUGAACGGUUAUUUAGAAUUCAGCGAUCCACCAAAGCAUUACCGGUAUCCGUUGUCAUUUCCGAUUAAAGAGUGGCCAAAAAAAAACGAUCCGUCUUUCAUCGGCAUAUUCUUCAGCAAGUGUCGAAUCGGUUCACUUAGAACUGAUGAUAUCGAUCGGCGCAAACCCGGAGUUUAUUUCCGCCUGGAGAGGGAUUUGCAGGCUCGAACCGAUCAAUUCGGAGUGGAAAUGAGAGAGAGAUUAAUGUGGGAUAUUCGAGAAGGCGUAGUCGGCGCCGACUCGUUUGUACCCAAACACUCGGCUAUCAUUACGUGGAAAAAUAUGUCGUUCGCCGGAGGAAUUGACAAUUCUCUUUACAGGACUAAUACGUUUCAAAUGGUCUUAGCCACCGACGAAGUAUUCACUUACGCCAUAUUCAAUUACGCAGACAUGCAAUGGACUAGUCAUACAGAAGCCGGUGGCGAUACGACAGGCGGCGAAGGGGGAGUACCAGCUUUUGUGGGAUUCAACGCUGGCAACGGGACUAGGAGUUACGAGUAUUAUCCCUACUCGCAAAGAUCGACUAUUAGAGAUUUAGUGGGUCGUGGUUGGGCCAAUAAUUUUCCGGGUCGACACAUAUUCAGAAUUGACGAAAACAUUAUGUUAGGAACGUGUAACAAAGAUAUCGCUGGUACGAAUUUGCCGUUGGUUUUUGCACCGGAAAGUGGCAACAUGUUGGGUGGCACUGUCGUCAAUAUCACCGGUCCAUGUUUUGAACCCGGAGACAAAGUACGAUGCAAAUUCGACACGGAAGAAGUUGUUGGCACCGUAGUGAAUAGAAACCGCGCAGUUUGCAUUCAACCGUUUUUAAUGGCCGAAGGUUAUGUUAUAUUUGACGUGGCGAUUGGUGACGAAAAAUACAACUGGAAAGGAAAAUACUUUGUGGAAACCCCAGCCACAGCUACCGAACGUAUUCGGUUUCAAGACGCGGCGAUACGAGAACGAAAGCCUAAAGAAAUAAAAAUUACCUGGGAAAAACAAAAUCUUACUACGAAUUUUGACGCACAAAUAGAGAUAUCGCUUUACGGUUAUAGAGAAGUGACGAUCGCGCCCGAACUCGUAUUCAUCGAUGUCAUAGCGAAAAAUAUUCCCAAUUCCGGUGAAUACAUCAUAAACCCGGAUGCCUUCGAAGACCGCGACAACACCAAAAACCUAGACUUGACGUUCGGAUUCUUACAAAUAAAACUGACCAAUCCGACGAUGUACUCCGGCAUUUCGAUUUCUCCGAUUCUGUGGAGCAAACCCGUACCUCUGGCGUGGUAUUUGGCGCCGCAGUGGGAACGGUGGCACGGGUCUUCUUGGCCCGAGAAACUGUGCGACAACUGGAUCAAGAACGACAGGUAUCUGAAGAACUUCGCGGCCGAGAUAUUCCAGUGCCCGUGCACGCUAGACCACGCGCUCGUUGACCGGGGACGGUUCCUGCCGGACGCCGACUGCGACCGGGACGCCAACCCGCAGUGUCUGUACAACAAGGGCGCGGUGCACUGCGUGACCACCGGUGCGCCGAGCAUGGAGGGCUCGGAGCAGCAGUGCUGCUACGACAAAAACAAUUACCUCAUGUUGUCCUACGACCAGCAGUGGGGUUCGAGGCCAAGAAGAUCGCACAACUUGGGGUUUUUACCGUGGACCGAGGCCAACAAGGUGCCUACACUAUCCCAGUGGUUUCACGACAUGAGCCCGUUUUUCCCGUGCUGCAUGUGGCAGGAAGAGCAGGCGGUCGGUUGCGAGACAUACCGUUUCGAACGACGUCCGUCUCAAGAUUGCGUCGCAUACCAAUCGCCUUAUGUGGCUACCGUCUUUGGCGAUCCUCACGUGAUUACUUUCGACGAUCUCGAGUACACUUUCAACGGUAAAGGCGAGUUCGUGUUGGUCCACGUGGACUCAGAAAAGUUCAAAUUCGACGUGCAAGGCAGAUUCGAACAGUUGCCGGACAACAUAUACGGCCCGGUAAAGGCCACCACGCUGACGUCCGUAGUCUCCCGCGAUAACACGUCCACCGUAAUUGAAGUCCGAUUGCGACCCCGAGUGGCACAGUGGAGGUAUAGAUUGGACGUUUUUGCCGAUGGUAAACGAGUGUACUUCGACAGACCGGCGUUGAAGGUGCAACACUUUCACGGUGUGACCGUUUACGCGCCUUCUUACGUUUUAAACCAGUCCGAAAUCGUAGUCAUGUUUCAAUCUGGUGCUGGGUUAGAAGUAUUGGAAAACAAAGGAUUCAUGACUACUCGGGUGUAUUUGCCCUGGCAGUUUAUCAAUCGAACUAGAGGAUUGUUUGGUAAUUGGAGUUUUGAUCAGUCCGAUGAUUUUACUUUACCUGAUAGUUCAAUAGUACAUCCUAAUACGUAUGAUUUCGAAUCAGUGCACAAGCAGUAUGCUUCCAAUUGGAUUUUAGAAGACAGAGACGAAAAGAACAAAGGCGGCGCAUUAUUCUUUCGUGAAUACGGUCGAACGGCCAGCUAUUAUGCGAAUCGAACGUUUGAACCCGUUUUUGAAUCCACUCCGGAACUCAUUAUACCCGCUAACCGAUCUGCCGACAUUCAAAAAGCCAACGAACUUUGCGGCGACUCGUAUCAAUGUAAAUACGAUUAUUCGGUUAGUCUUAAUAGGGAUUUGGCAUUUUAUACGUUACAAUAUCAAGACGGAUACGUCAACACGAAAAAAAUGAGUAAACAGAGAGUUAUAUCGUGCGGAGUUUUGGAAACGCCACGUUUCGGACGAAAAAGUAACUUUCUGUUUGUACCCAACACAAAGGUGACAUUCGAGUGUAAUCAAGAAUUUGUGUUGAUUGGUGACCAAAGAAGAUCUUGUUCGUCCGACGGUAAAUGGGACAUACCGGAAUACGGGUACACGGAAUGCUUACGUCACAUCGAGUACGAGUCGCGGAGCGCGUGGACAACGAUCGCUCUGAUUGCGUGCUUCAUAGUACCGUUGCUGGUAGGCAUUUGCUGCGUGGUAUCCCAAAUGUACCGACGCAGCGGCCGGCUGAGUCUGCGGUACCAGACGGCGCAGGCGGCCAAGAGGCGCAACUCGGUGCUUGCUCUGAGCACGGUCGACCUGUCGUCGGCUGGCGCCGUGGCUAAGAAUAAGGGGCGCCGCCGCGACAACGGGGAAAACGAUGAUGACAGUGGUGGCGGCGGCGGCGGCGGCGGAUCGUCCACCGACGAGGAGGAACCGGUCAGUUCGGUGCCCAGUUCCACGAACCCGCGCCGGUCGUACGACGCCGUGUACCGGACGCACGAGCCGCUGCCCGGCAAACCGGAAGUGGACUUCGACCGAACCAAGGUCUGGGACCUGGACGCCGAGUACGAGGGACAGCUGGACAAGGUGGACAAGAGGACGGCCAUUUACGUGCCAGGAUCGCCAACGUCGUCGCCGCCACCGCAACCGCCAGUUGCAGACGCGGCUGCAGGAUGGAGGUCGCCCGCAGGACCGUCAGUAGCGGUCCAAAGACAGAUCCUGCCGUCCAGAUUCAAAGACUCGUUUUGAAAAUGGAAAACAAUAAUCAUUUUUUUUAUAUGUAUAUGUGCGUGUAUGUGUGUGUGUGAAAGGACGAAAUUUCAUUCCAAACAUGAAGCGGCGGCGGUACUACAUAAGACAUUGACAAAUAAUAUAAUAGUAAAACACUACACAUUAAUGUAAAACAUUAUCGUCUGCGGGACUCGUUUGCGUGGGUGCACAAAACAUGAAAUUAAAUUAAAACAUUUACUUAAAAACGAACCACCGAAUAAUAUAUGUCAGAGGUUCUCAAACUUUUUGUGAACGACCCAUUUUGGAAAUUAUUUAAAUUUUGACGACUACCCACAAUAAUAUCAAUGACCUAUAUUUUAUUUUUUUAGUUAUUCGGGAAAAAGUAACACAUAUCUAAAAAAAUGAAACGCAAUCCACUAAAAAAAUGAUUCCGACCCAUAGGUUGAGAACCUCUGGUAUAUGUUAUUCGGGACCUUGCGUCCGAAUCAAUCGUUACCCAUAACACAAUACAGUGACUUUGUACGUAUGUAUUUCUCGCGGUUACUCGGAUUUUUUAUUAUCAUUGUUUAAUAAUAAUUAUUAAGCGGAACAAUUUUACGACUAAUCGGUAUUAAUUAUCAAAUAUUUGUAAUCGUCAACGCGUUCUAUCAUCCAAUGCAUUUAUGUUUCGUUCCAUCAGUCCAUUAAAUUCUUCAGUGAUACCGUCGACAAGUGAUGUUUCGUGAAAUCAAAAUUUAACAUUCUAAAGACUAUGAAAUUUGUUUAAAAAAUGUAGUAGGUACAUAAUAUAAUAUAAUGGAUAGUUUCCAAAUUACGUUUAUGUUGCAGAACACCACUGUGAAGUAAUCAAUCAUACUAUGAACCCGAAUAAAAACGGAAGUAUUAAACGCCCAAACUUUUUAAAUGCUUUACUUAUCGGUGUUUGAACACUCGAAUGGCUGAAUAAACGACUCGGGCGAUAAGCCUUGAAGUCAUCAUUACACUUAUAAAAACACGUACCCUAAUUUAGUUUAGUGUCGUUACUACAACGGAACCUCCUCUCUCCGGCCACGGUUUGGUAUUUAUAGUCGGCCAACCGUCUUCUCGCUUAUUAUACGACGUGCGCGACAAUGAAUUAUUAUAUAUUAACGUUGUUUCUAAAUUUCUUCUUUGAGGCCCCCACCCCCUUAAAUUUCAAAACGCGACAAAAAUAUUCCACAGCGUGUCCUGCUCAGUCUAGAAAACUCCAAACAGUGAUUGUGAUCAGCAGUACCGAAGAAAUCGAUAGGUACCACUCCAUAGUUUAUCGAACAAAAAUUUUUAUAAACGUCGCCGCGAUGACAAUCAUGUGGAAUGAAAAUUCGGCUUUCAAUAUUUUCCUUAUUAUAUUAUGUUUGUAUAUAUAAAUAGAUUUAUAGUUUGUUCAUAAACACCGAUUGUAAAUACAUUAUUAAUUUUGUAUGACAAUCGUACGCCCUUGUACAAUUUAACGAUUAAGUUUCAAAGUAUUAAUUAAAUCGCAAUCGUUUUCAUUUCGCACGAACUGUGUGUGUUGUUUCUUUUCGAGUGUAGGUACAGUAAUUCGUUGUACUGUUGACGACGUCGGGUCGGGUGCCAGCGCCGAAUACGAAUAUGAUUUUAAAACCAAAAAUAAAAUCAUCUCUGUUAGUCGAUUUAGGUACACGCGAGGAAUUUUCAAAUCUCACAGCCGCUACUCACUUAUACGCUCAGCGCAUAUUCGUAACUUUACGAUUACAAUAAAACUAUUGUACACAAUGUCGUAAUAUUCUUAUGUUAGACACCGGAAAUUGGACUCGACAAUGAGAGAUGUCGUCACGAAAAGUCACGUUAAUCAAUGAAUCAUCAACUAACCAUAUUUAUGGACUAUACCGAGUACAGAUAAAUAAUAUAAAGUAGCACAAGUGGAACGACUAUAUUAAUCCGGGAUUGAUGUUAGAAGAUUUUAAAUUAUAAACAAACUAGGGAAAAUAUUCUCUUAAACGACACAAUUUCUCAUUAGGUUUAAAUAAUAAAUAUCAUCGUUACGUUUGCAGUGGCUUGAAUUUAUUUUUUAACACAAUUUGGUCUGUAGAAAUCUCGAAAUAAUCAUAUAGCACUACUUUUUACACUGUUUUCUCGACGCUACGGUAUGGCCAUACAAUAUGGAAAAUAAUAAACACUAAAAAGUAAAAACAAUCGUUUUAUUUUUUAUUUUUUAACGGUCGCUGCACUUUGAAUACUCAGCGAGCCGGUAAUUAAUUAUUGUCCGGGUAGUGCUGCACUGCUUCUAAUGAGAAAUCAAAUAAUAUUAAGAGUGUACAAUGUACAUAAUAUUGUUUAAUCGCGC